UUUUUUUAAAAUAGUGUAAAUAGUGCAGUUUUUUUGAAACACACGCUUUUGGAUUUAUCAACUUUGUGCAAAACCAAAAAAGUGAAUUUUUAUGUUGCUUUUAAAAGUGUAUAAACAAAUUCAAAACAAUUAAAUUACAGAUUUAGAAAAAUGCGGCUCAAAAGGCGUAUAAUUCAUCCACCGCCGACGACACUGAUAAUAUGCGUAUUAAUAUUACCAAUUUUGGGUCAAAUUGAUCCAAAUACUCCAUACUCAAACGAUCCCUUCAAUUAUCAACCGAAUCCAAGUCAGCAGUACCCAAAUCCAAAUCAAAAUCAAUUUCCGAACCAGGGUAAUCAAAAUUUUCCGAACCAGGGUAAUCAAAAUUUCCCAAAUCAAUAUGAUCCAAAUUUCCCUAAUCAAUAUGAUCCAAAUUUCCCAAAUAAUCCUAAUCAAAAUGAUCCAUUCCAAACAUUUAAUAACAAUAACCCAUACGAUAAUCCAAAUGAUCCAAAUUUUACGCAACGUCCGAAUCGGCCGUAUAAUCCACAAUUUACGAAUGAUGAUUUCAACAGAAAUCGUGAUCGAGAAGAUUUCAAUAGAAACCGAGGCCUGCAGAGUAAUAGUGUUAUUAUUAAUGAAGCAACAUAUUUUAUUGUAGCCAGUCGUAUGGUACGACCUGGACAAAUCUACAAAGUAGCUGUCAGCAUUUUACAAGCAUCGUUACCUCUAACAAUUCGUUCAAGUAUUCAACGAAAUGGUGUUGAAUUGAGUAGUGAUAAUAAAGAAGUGAAAGAAGGUAUUCCAGAAACAUUAAUUAUGCGAGUACCACCAACAAGUGUUCCAGGCGAUUACAAGUUACGAAUUGAAGGAUUGUAUGAUAGUGUCCUUGGAGGUUCCGCAUUUUAUAAUGAAACUCAUUUGACAUUUUCACAACGAGCUAUGACCAUUUUUAUACAAUUGGAAAAACCUAUUUAUAAACAAAGUGAAUUAGUACGAUUCCGAACAAUUCCAAUCAAUACUGAACUUCGACCUUUCGAGGAUGUUGUCGAUGUCUACAUGUUAGAUCCACAUCGUAAUAUUAUGCGUCGUUGGUUAUCACGUCAAUCAAAUUUAGGUACUGUCAGUUUAGAUUACCAGCUUUCCGAUCAACCCGUCUACGGCGAAUGGCGUGUACAAGUCAUAGCACAAGGACAAGUUGAAGAAUUAGCUUUUCAAGUUGAAGAGUAUUAUCAAACACGUUUCGAAGUUAAUGUUACAAUGGCACCAUUUUUCUUUAAUAAUGAAGAAUAUAUUACGGGAGCGAUUUACGCAAAUUAUACAAAUGGCGCCCCUGUACGGGGUAAUUUAACUUUAAAGGCGAUUGUACGUGCUUUAAGGCCGACGGUUUAUGGAAGCUCAGAUACAUAUGUGGAUCCUCGACCGCCUGUUGUUCGAUAUUUAGAUUUUAAUGAAAAUUAUCCUUUCUGGAUAAAACGUCCAGAAUAUACAUACCCUGGAGGAUAUUUUGGUUAUCCAGUCUUGAACUACUUCAAUGGAGUUUACCAUUUUAAAUAUCCGAUCAGCGAACUUCAAGCGGCCAUUCCAAGUGGAGAGGGUGUGGAAGUUGAAAUGAUCGCUACUGUGGGUGAUCGAUUUUUGGAUGAAAUAAUCGAAGGUUACUCCAUGUCACGUAUUGUGAAUUCAUCUAUUAAAAUCGCAUUUUUGGGAGGUAGUCCUCAAGUUGUUAAACCUACAAUGCCAUUUGACGUAUUCAUAGUGGCAUCUUUCCAUGAUGGAUCUCCCCUUCAACCGGAACGUCUAGGCUUAAGUCGAAUGGAAUUACAAAUUAAUGUGGAUAUGCGUGAAGGAGGUCGCCGUCCCGUUGAACCUGAGGAAUUACCUAUGUCUUCACUUAAGCCAGGAGUAUGGAGACAUAAAAUUGAUUUACGUUCCAAGCUUGGUUUAGAAGAAAGCGAUCGAGCCAAUGAAAUGCUAAACACAGUUUCCUCAGUUCGUGUAUCAGCGUUCUUUAAAGACAGUAUGGGUCAACGGGCAACCGCUGAUCUCUUACUUUUAACACAUUAUUCGCCGAGUAAUCAUCAAAUUAAGGUAUCCACUUCGACAGAAGAUGCCAAAGUUGGAGAAUAUAUUAUAUUCCACGUACAAAGUAAUUUCUGGAUCGAAAAUUUCGAUUAUAUUAUUAUGUCGAAAGGUAUUGUUUUAUUAACAAGUCAAGAAAAUAUGCAAGAAUAUAUUCGAACGUUUGCUGUAACGUUAAGUGCAGAAAUGGCACCAGUGGCUACAAUUGUGGUUUGGCAUGUAGGAAAAUAUGGUGAAGUUGUGGCUGAUAGUUUAACAUUCCCCGUUAAUGGAAUUUCGCGAAAUAACUUCACCGUAUUUAUCAACAAUAAAAAAGCUCGUACAGGUGAAAAAGUAGAAGUAGCAAUUUACGGCGAACCUGGAGCAUAUGUUGGAUUAUCCGGUAUUGACGAUUCAUUCUACUCCAUGCAAGCUGGUAACGAAUUAACAUAUGCCAAAGUCAUCACUAAAAUGGCAUCGUUUGACGAAGCAACCAACGGUACUCAUAAACAUACCUGGCAUUUCCAUCAAGGUCGUCCCGAUGAGCUAGUAUAUUUCCCAUCGUCUACAUAUGGUAUAGACGCAAAUCGAACUUUCGAGUACGCCGGUUUAGUUGUAUUUAGUGAUGUCUUAGUACCGCGCCGACACGAGACUUGUAAUAUAUCACAAGGUCUGGCGGAAUGUUUAAGUGGGCGAUGUUAUCGUGUCGAAAAACGUUGUGAUUUUAUCCCAGAUUGUGAUGAUGGUACUGAUGAAACGAAUUGUCAGUAUAAUAACGGCACAGAUUUGUUAAAUUUCCGAAAAUAUCGAUUUAAUCGUAUACAACGGCAAUACGAGAAUGUUUGGUUAUGGAAAGAUAUUAAUAUUGGGCCACAUGGGCGGUAUUUAUUUAAUUUGGAUGUUCCAAGACGUCCCGUGCAAUGGAUGAUUUCAGCAUUUGGUAUGAGUCCAUCAUUAGGAUUUGGAAUGUUACAACAAGCUAUUGAGUACACUGGAGUCCUGCCAUUUUUCAUCAACGUAGAAAUGCCAGAAAAUUCCCGGCAAGGUGAACAAAUUGGUAUUCGUGUGGCUGUCUUUAACUACAUGACAGCCGAUGUGGAAGCCACUGUAGUUUUAAAUGGCUCACCUGAUUAUAAAUUCGUCCACGUUGAAUUAAACGGUAUAGUUAGUUCAUAUAAACCACGUACUUCAUUUGGAGAACAUCAAUUCUUUAUCUACAUCAAAGCUCAAGAUGCAACUAUUGUCUACGUUCCAAUUGUUCCAACUCGCCUUGGAGAUAUUUACGUCACGAUUCAUGCGUCAACUUUAAUUGGACGUGAUAAAGUUACUAAGAAACUUCAUGUAACGGCUGAUGGAUUACCUCAACAUCGUCACCAAGCAAUUCUUCUUGAUUUAAGUAAUCGUGCGUAUGCGUUCCAAUAUAUGCACGUAAAUGUCACCGAAACGCCAAUUAUUCCAUACGAAAUGGAUCGUUACUAUGUAUUCGGUUCGAAUCAUGCUCGAAUCUCUAUUGUUGGGGAUGUUGUCGGUCCAAUAUUUCCUACAAUGCCAGUAAAUGCAACCUCGUUAAUUCAUUUACCCAUGGAUUCUGGAGAACAAAAUAUGUACAGCUUCGCUGCGGUUAUGUACACAACUUUAUAUAUGCGUUUAAUUAAUCAACGGAAUCGCACAUUGGAGAAACAAUCGUUCCAUUAUAUGAAUAUUGGAUACCAGCGUCAAUUAUCGUUUAUGAAUCCAGAUGGAUCGUUUAGUUUCUUCCGUACAGAUUGGAAUCAAUCCUCACCAAGUGUAUGGUUAACUGCAUACUGUGUAAGAAUUUUCCAAUCGGCAACAUUUUAUGAAUGGGAAAAUUUCAUUUAUAUUGAUCCAAAUGUAAUUGAAAAAGCUGUUAAUUGGAUAUUACGGCAUCAAGGUGAGGAAGGAGCUUUUUACGAAGUCACCUGGUUACCUGAUCGUAAAAUGAAUCACACAUUGAAUUGGGGCGAAACGGAUUUGAUUAAACAUCGAAACAUUUCAUUAACGGCGCAUGUUUUAAUAACACUGGAUGCGGUGAAAGAUGUAACGGGUGAGCUAGGAGCAAAAAUUUCCCUAGCUCAAUCAAAAGCAAUUGCAUGGUUGGAACGAAAUAUGAAAUUACUAGAACAAUUUGGGGAGCCUUAUGAAGUUGCGAUUGUUGCUUAUGCUCUUAUGUUAGCCAAGGCUCCAAACGCUGAACAUGCAUUUGGAAUAUUGGCACGGCAUCAGAGAAAACAAGGAGAAUUGACUUAUUGGGGACGAGAAGAAGUACCACAAAUUCCCUAUAAAUUGGAAAAUCAAAAACCAUUCUUGCUUCCGCGUCUGCCAUAUAAAUACGAUGCUGAAAAUAUUGAAACAACCGCUUACGCUCUUUUAACUUAUGUUGGUCGACAAGAAAUGUUUAUCGAUCCAAUUGUAAAAUGGUUAAAUGCUCAGAGAUUAACCGACGGUGGUUGGGCAUCAACCCAAGAUUCAGGUGUUGCAUUUAAGGCGUUAAUCGAUUAUACGGUACACUCUCGAUUGCGAGAAGUUUCAUCGUUACAAAUUACAAUUGAAGCCACUUCACUUCCAGGCCAAACAAAGACGCUUUAUGUUACCGAUAAAAAUAUGGCAGUUUUACAAUCUGUGGAUAUUCCUGAAGCGUGGGGUACAGUGAAAGUCCAAGCCAAAGGUGCUGGAUACGCAAUUUUACAAAUGUCUGUUCAAUAUAAUGUGGAUUUAGAGCGAUUCCAGACACUACCACCGGUACAGGCUUUCGACUUACAAGUUAAACCACACUUUUAUGGUAGAAAUCAGUCUCAUAUAAAUUAUCUCACUUGUCAAAGAUGGACGAAUUUAAAUGAAUCUAUACGUUCUGGAAUGGCUAUUUUAGAUGUUGCUAUUCCCACAGGAUAUAUUAUACAACAACAAGAUUUGGAUGCAUAUGUUUUAACACGUAAAGUACGCAAUUUACAACGUGCAAGAUUCCAAGAAUCCAAAGUUUUAUUCUAUUUUGAUUAUUUGGAUAAUGAACAAACUUGUAUUAAUUUUACGGUUGAACGAUGGUAUCCAGUUGCGAAUAUGUCCAGAUUUUUACCAAUUCGCGUUUACGAUUAUUAUGCACCAGAACGUUUCAACGAAACAAUAUUCGAUGCAAUACCAACAUAUCUAUUAAAUAUUUGUGAAGUUUGUGGGAGCAGUCAAUGUCCAUAUUGUCCAAUUUACAACAUGGCAACUUCAUCAGUAUCAAUAUCAAUUAUAUCAACAUUUAUUGUUGUACUAUUUCAUAUUGUUCGACAUUUCAAAACUCAGCAUAACGGUGCUUUACUCUAGUUUUAUUCAAAUUCAUUUCAAAGAUCGAAAAAACAUUUUAAAAAUCAAAUUUUUGAAUCUCAUUUUAUCUCUCGGCUGAUAUUAUUACGUGUUUUUGUUACGUUUUCUUAAUUUGUUUGUGUAGUAAAUUUUUUUGUUCAGUAUAUACAUGAAAAUGAGUAAAUUAUUCGAAAAUGCUACAUGUAACUGCCAAAAAAUAUGAAACUUUUUUGUAUUAAUGUAAAUCGGCAAUCAAAUUUCCCUGAAAUUAAAAAAAAAUUUUUUUAUACCUAAAUUACGUCAAAAUUUUAUAAUAGCGGAAAGGGCAUUGUUUGAGUUGUAAUUGAAAAUUGAAGUUUAAGAGCUUUAGAUCGUUUUCGAAAAAUUACAGCUACUUCUCUAUACAGCGUGUUCUGUAAUGAUAGUAAUAUAGAGGUAGCACUAAAUAUUACAGUAAUAUAGAGAAUCCUCUUGUCCAUAGAAGAUUUGUACUGUCCCUUGUAGUAGGGGAGUCCACGAUGCUAAAUGUGUAGUAACUCGAGCGUCGCUGAGGUCUCUUGGUUUUUUUUGAAGCUUAAUGAUUAUCAGAAAAAAAAACGUCCUAUAAAGUUUUCCAAUUUAAGGGUAGAUGAAGAACUUACAGGCCUUAAAAAACAGACACAUAGAGUAACUCGAGCGCGUCAAAUAUUGAAACUGUAACACUCCCACGUUUCUCCCAUAACGGAAAUACGGUUUUGACAGUGGAGGGGGUGGC
Messenger RNA from Chrysoperla carnea, 6100 nucleotides. It is a transcript of the gene Mcr, whose product is annotated as CD109 antigen. Bases 151 to 5367 code for a protein of 1738 amino acids. Gene Ontology annotation, cellular component: extracellular region. Lineage: Eukaryota; Metazoa; Arthropoda; Insecta; Neuroptera; Chrysopidae. The transcript has 12 exons. The record is from RefSeq and is a predicted model, not a curated record. Gene Ontology annotation, molecular function: protein binding; endopeptidase inhibitor activity.